AUGUGGCAGCUGCUACCAUCAACGGCUCUGCUGCUUCUAGUUUCAGCUGGCACGCAAGCUGAUCUCCCAAAGGCUGUGGUGCUCCUAGACCCUCAAUGGGACCGGGUGCUCAAGGAUGACCACGUGACUCUAAAGUGCCAGGGGGACUACGCUCCUGGAGACAAUUCCACACGGUGGUGGCUCAAUGGGACUCUCAUCCCAAACCACGCCUCCAGUUACCUCAUCACAGAUGCCAAAGUUGAGGAUAGUGGAGACUACAAGUGUCAGACAGGCCUCUCCACACUCAGCGACCCGGUGAAGCUAAAAGUCUACGUGGGCUGGCUGUUGCUCCAGGCCCCUCGGUGGGUGGUCCAGGAGGGGGAGCCCAUUCAGCUGAAGUGUCACAGUUGGAAGAAAACUACUGUACAAAAGGUUCAAUUUUUCCAGAAUGGCCAAGGCAAGCAGUUUUCUUAUCAGAAUUCUGACUUCUACAUUCCAGAAGCAAAACUUGAACACAGUGGCUCCUAUUUCUGCAGGGGGAUUAUCGGGAGUAAAAACGAGUCUUCAGAGGCUGUGAACAUCACUGUUCAAGUGGACACGGGGCUGUAUUUUUCAAUGAAGAGAGACCUUCGAAACUCAAAGCAGGACUGGAGGAAUGGCAAAGUCACAUGGACUCAGGGCCCUCAGGGCAAAUGA
Molecule: messenger RNA, 675 nt
Organism: Lipotes vexillifer (Yangtze River dolphin)
Lineage: Eukaryota; Metazoa; Chordata; Mammalia; Artiodactyla; Lipotidae
Product: low affinity immunoglobulin gamma Fc region receptor III-like
Exons: 5
Coding region: 1-675 (224 amino acids)
Biological process (GO): cell surface receptor signaling pathway; antibody-dependent cellular cytotoxicity
Cellular component (GO): external side of plasma membrane
Molecular function (GO): IgG receptor activity
Source: RefSeq, a predicted model, not a curated record